AUGGUCUUGCGCCUCUUGACUUUCAACAUAUGGUUUCAUCACCACCAGAUGGAGCGGCGGAUGAAGGCAAUUGGCGACAUCAUUGCUCGAACAGAGCCGGACUUGAUUGCUUUUCAAGAGAUGACACCAGCUCACUGGGAUUUGUUAUCAUCCCAUGAAGUCAUCAAAAUGUACAGCUGGUCAGACCCACCAAGGCAGCGCUACUACACCUUGAUUGGAAGCCGCAGCAACUUUGACAUUGUGAACACAUUUGAGAGAUUUCCUUUCAAGGCGAGCAGAAUGGGGAGAGACCUGCUGAAGGUGACAGUAAAGCCGCCAGAUUUGCCCGCAUUGGUUUUCGCAACGUCCCAUUUGGAAUCUUUGGACGAGUACCAGGCCAGGCGUCGCCAAAUCCAAGAGAGCUUGGAUGGUCAUUUGAAAGAUGCAGAGGACGCAAUUUUUUGCGGAGACACCAACGUCAACGAUGCCCUGGACGGUGACGUCCUGUUACCAAAAGGGUGGAAGGAUGCUUGGCUGGUGCUGCGACCAGAGGACGAAGGAUUCACUUUUGACGUUGAGCGGAACAGCAUGGUGGCCGAAAUGGACGACUGGGCUUUCAAGAAUCAGGCCAGGCUACGCUACGAUCGCUUUUGGAUCAAAGUGUCCAACUAUGCACCUGUUGCUAUCGAGCUCCUUGAUGAGCAGAUCGAGGAGAAGCUUUGGCCCAGUGAUCACUUCGCAGUGCUCCUCUCUAUGGAGGAGUGGCGGCAACACUAUGGAGACCAGAGCCAGCAGAAGAGCCAGCGUGAUUGCGAGGUAUUGCUGAAUGACUCGAUCAUUUUGUUGAGGAUCUUUCGCCGCGUUUUGUACCAAGGGCUUCUUCAAGCUCUUGUGCUUCGAUUGGCGCGAGCAGAACGGCCGUAUCUGCGACAGGAGCUGGUAGUAGUCUUUGCCAGGCUACUACAUGAGGACUUGAAUGGCUCCCUGAAUGCCCUGGCCAACAUGGAGGUGAAUGGUUCCACUGGUGGUCUCCAAUUGCUGAUGUCUACAUGGCUUGCUUGCGCGCCAGAGAUUCGGGCUCGCAGAGCGCGCAAUAUCACAGUCUCAGCACUCUGCCGCGUGCACGAGCGCUGCAAAGAGGAUGCGCAGUUGCAGAGCCAACUUGGCGAGGCAGCAAGACCAGAUCGGUUGCUUCAAGCCAUUCUAGCUGGCUUGGAGUUCGAGAAUUUGCGCUGCAGUCAGCUACGGGACGCUGGUGCCAAAGCGUUGGACGAAGACUCAGACGAUGAAGACGAGGAUGCGGAGGAGGACAAGGAGCAUAAGCACAACGUUUUCUUGUCAGACUUUUUGGACCUGGAGGACAUAGACUCUGAUGGAUCUGAUGCGGCUGAUGCUUUUCAGGCGUGCUCACGUUUGUUCACUGAAACGGCAGCUGUUGCAUCGUACCAAAUUUUACCAAGGCAACUUGGCAAAUUGCAGCAGUGGCAUGCAGUGUCUGAAGAAUUGGAGCGAGCCCGCACAACACGCCCUCCCAAUGGUGUCUUGGGAGAACUUAGCAGGGUCGAGAACCCCAAAGUGUUGAAGCAACAAUGCUUUUUCCUUGCGAGAACACGGGAGGUUUGGAGCUUUAAGAAAUUUGGGGCUGUUUGUUCGGUUUUGGUCGCCAAAACUUUCGUAAGGGAAGGAUGGCUUCCCCAAAACCAGGCUUUGGAGGUUGUUGAGAUCAGAAUUCUGUUCGGUCUUCUUUGCCUGCUGAUGACUGGCGGACAAAAGGUGACCAAAGGCGCGUAUGGGAGCUGUGCCCAGUGGCAACGUGCACUCAGCGUUUUGCGGGACAUGCAAAGAGAAGACCUUGAGCCCAACGUCGUGAGCUUCAGUGCGGCAAUGAGUGCUUGUGAAAAGGGGUGCCGCUGGGAGAUUGCCAUGAUCCUCUUGUCUCAGAUGCCGGAGGCUCAGGUUCAGCCCAACGCCAUUUCCUUUGGAACUGCCUUGAGCUCGCUGGCAAAAGGCGAAGCUUGGGAAGAAGCACUGGAGCUACUAUGUGAGCUGCCAUAUAGAGGCAUCGAAACAGGCAUGAUCAG
This is a messenger RNA of Cladocopium goreaui, 2060 nucleotides long. Lineage: Eukaryota; Dinophyceae; Suessiales; Symbiodiniaceae. The record is from the annotation of a GenBank genome assembly.